Artibeus jamaicensis (Jamaican fruit-eating bat) is the source of this 276-nucleotide messenger RNA. RefSeq names its product UDP-N-acetylglucosamine transferase subunit ALG13 homolog. Gene Ontology annotation, biological process: dolichol-linked oligosaccharide biosynthetic process. The record is from RefSeq and is a predicted model, not a curated record. NCBI's taxonomy places the organism in Eukaryota, Metazoa, Chordata, Mammalia, Chiroptera, Phyllostomidae.
AUGGUGCUGGACAACUGGACAUCCACAGGUGCAGGAAGCUGUGUGGAGACUCUGGAAAAAAGGAAUCAUCCUACAGUAGUUGUAAGCGAAAAGUUGGUGAACAAUCAUCAGCUGGAAUUGGCAAAGCAACCAUACGGACAGCAUCUCUUCUGCUGCCCCUGCAGCAUGCUUCCUGGGCUGUGUCAGUCCAUGGUGGAGACACUGAGAUGUCUUCCUCCUGGCCAGCCAGAAAAAUUUUCUGCAUUUUUGGAUAAAGUUGUUAAAUUACAAAAAUAG